AUGUCGUUUCGAGGUGACGACCAGCGGCGUUACGGCCAUGUUCCGCCCGUCCAGUACCCUGUUGCAAGCCAACAUGACCAGACUCAAUACCCCGCGAGGCGACCGAGUUUCAACGAUGGCGACGACACUGCCUUCUUCGACCAGGGCCGGCAACCCCCGCCUCCACCGCCACCACCACCACCACGAGGCGAGGACGAGCUCUUCUUGACGAGCCCGACCUCGCCAACCUCGGCCACGAGCUCGCGAUUAACCUACAGCUCCUCUCAGAGUGCCAUGUCUGGCUAUCAACACCAGUACCAAGGGCAGGCUCCCCCAACUCCAUCACAUUCCUACAAUCCACAGGCCUUCGCUCGAUCGCAGUCGACUUCUCUGCCAUAUCACCCGGCCUCGCGGUAUGCGUCUUCGACCAGCCCAACAUAUCCGACCCAGCAACAGCAGUCGCCUGUUGCCUACACGCCGCAGACCUAUAACCCUGCCGCCUAUGCGAAUACCAACGCACCGCAACGGACUGCGACGUACGCUGGCUACAACAACUACGCGCACAGCUACAGCUCACCGGCAGUGCCCCAGACCACGACCACCUACGGUCAAGGUGGAAAUCCCGUCUACAGCCCAUCCCAGACGCAGGCGCCGUCCUUAUCAGCCCAGCCGUCUUAUGAUCCAUCCCUCUCGAGCGGGCAAUCUGGCACGCCGAGCACCCUCCCCGCCACACCCUACGACUCAUCCUAUUCCACGACCUUUUCCGGCGGGUCUUAUUUCAACACAUACUCGGCGAAUGGUGCAAGCCCUUCAUCGGCAGCAUCGGCAGCACCCGCCUCAGCACACGCUGCUGCAACCUCACAGGCUCCCUAUCCGACAUACUCCCAAAUCCCAGUAGGCCCAAAUUACUCGGCUGCUGAUCCCAACGCCUUCAUCAACCGGGUAUCCCGCUCGAGCUCCACGGCCUCGUCUGUCCCAUCCCCUCCUACUCACUCAUCAUCCUCGCCGGGUCUCCAGAGACACCCGACCAAUGCACCACUUCCCAGCCGGCCGAUGGAGAAUGUGCCCGAGGAGACUGACUGGGGUUACAGUGGGAGGGCCGGAGCGGAUGAACGGCUAACGCAAGACAGUUUGAUCCAGGAUAUUGUUGCAGACCUGGGAGUUGCAGCCAAUCCACAGCGGCCACGACCCAUCAACGGCAAUGUGUCCGGCGAUGACCUCAACCGCCUCAGGCACUAUGAUUCGAGUGCUUCAACCGCACAUUCUAUGGAUGACGGAACGGGGGCUGAUCGCUAUUCAUCAACUGCAUCAACAGUAAAUAGGAACAAUGCACGCUCGGCCUACGAGUGGCGCUCCGACGACAGCGACCCGGAAGGUGCAUUUGGAGUCUACGAGAUGCAGCAAGCAGAUCUUGAAAACCGCAGGUUUAGUGGAGACACGGUCGUCCCGCAGUCUGCGACGACAACCGUUCCUACGCUAUCCCCGCAGGCAGAGGAACAGCAGCUGAGCGACACAGAGUUCGUUGGUAUGGACCUUGGCCUGUUUAGUGGAGGCUAUGCUGGAAAUCUUACCUAUGGAAACGAUGUUGGCUCAUAUGCCAAUGAGUUUGGCUCACCGGCUGCCUCGGGUCAGGUCUACGAGGACGAGCGUGAUGUUCGGCCCUUGCCGCAUUCGCGCUCUUACGGAGCUGAGCCGCCCUACCCAGAGGACGAUCACAUGGAUUAUGGCGGCACCGGUGGCCUCCAAGCGCCCAAUAUACACCGCUUGAGCUUCGAUGAGGGCGAGGAGCGUGUCUCAGUUCAUUCCCAACACAGCGACAGCGAAUCGCCAUACAAAGAUGACUAUCCAGACAUGUUUUACCAUCCUGGCCUCACGAACAGGCCGCUUCCCGCGAUACCACCGGGCUCGGAUAGCAGUUCGCUUCUCUCGGUUCAGGCAGCCAACAAGGGCCCAUAUCAGCAUGGAUAUUCACUGAGCGGCGACUCUGGGUACGCGGGGUACGGAGCUCAAUCGUCACAGUCUGUAGAGAGGUCUGUCUCUCUGUCUAGUCACAGCAACACGCCCCAAGUGCACUUGCCAGGCAGAGCACGGACAGACGCCGCCGAGGAGCGGAGGAAGGCGUCGAAGCAAAUGACACAGCAGCUCUCUGUCCAGACUGGCGGUGCAUAUGAAGGACUUGAGCCGGCCGCGAGCCCUAACUCGAUGGCAUUUGACAUGAUCACAUUGCCCAGCGGCCGACGCAAAAAGUUUGUACCGUCGAAACUCAGUACCGGUGACAUCCGACGAUGUGCGGAACCCUGGGCCUUGAGUGGUAUCGCUUCUUGGAUCCGGGAGAUGGCCGAGGGCGAGCCGGACCUGAAGAGGAAGACGAUCGAGGAGGGCCUUGUCAAGCUAUUCACAGAGAAGGUUCCGACUAUGAAUGUCGCCGACGCUGAAACUCUGGCUACCAUGGUUGCCGAUGAGAUGUUUGCGGCUGGGAUCCUGAUCCCUGAGGAGGAGUGGGUGAAAUUUGGCCAAGGCUCCAUCAGUGGCGUGCUGUGGCAAUUGACCGGAUUGGGAUGCUACGCGCCGCGGCUCCACGAGAACGAGAUGCACGGCAGGUGUUACUCUCACCACUGUACCAGGACCUUGAAGAAGGCCAACCUCGACGAUCUCUUGUCAGAGGAGUCAGUCAAGAAGGAGGACUGGGUCACGCACUACAAGAUCACCAAGGAGAUUAUCGAAGGAAAGCACAAAAAGGAGAUCGAGCGCCAGAACGUACUGCACGAAAUAGUCACAAGCGAGGAGGAGUACACCAACCAGCUCGACGUUCUGCUUGUCCUCUACAGGAACCAGUUGCGCGCCUGGCAGCCCCCUAUCAUCCCGCCGACCAAACUCGAUUCCUUCAUCAAGUCCGUCUUUGGCCAGGCCGAAGCCGUUCACGAGACGAACAAGAAUAACCUACUUGCUCAGCUCAAGUAUCGUCAGAACGAGCAGGGACCGUGGGUCGUCGGCUUCAGCGACAUCUUCCGCGAAUGGAUCCGAAAAGCGCGAGAACCCUAUAUCAAAUAUUCACAAGCGUACCCUUAUGCGUCUUAUAAUGUUCGACGCGAAGCCAACAAGAACGUCUUGUUCCGUCAGUUUCUUGAUCACGUUCGAAAUCACAAACGUUCGGAUCGCUUGGGCUGGGAUACUUUCCUGAAGGCCCCCAUUACGCGACUUCAGCGGUACACUCUUCUUCUGAAUACGGUUUUGAAGAACACUAUUCAGGACAGCGAGGAAAAGGUCAACCUAGGCAAGGCUAUUGAGGAGAUCAAGAAUGUCACUCUCGAAUGCGACAAGCUGGUUGCCGAGAUGCAGAGGCAAGUAUCGCUGGUCGAAUUGCAGACAAUGCUGGUGUUCCGUCCCGGUCUCGCAUCGACACUGAACCUGGAUCACCUCGGACGAGAGCUGCUUUGGCAAGGAGAUCUUCAGAGAAUGGGGUCUAAAGGUGUACGGUGGGUCGAUACUCAUGCGUUGCUCUUCGACCACUUCUUUAUCCUCGCGAAGACGGUUAUCACCAGGGAUGGCAAGAACGAGAAGAAGUACGAUGUGUCGAAAGAGCCUAUGCCAAUGCCGCUGCUCAUUCUUGAAAGCAUGAACGACGAUCCGGUCUCCAAGCAAAAGGGUCUAGCAGCACCGUUGGCAAGGACAACCACUGCGGCCUCCUCAGACACAAAGCUGAACAAGGUUGCUUCUAAUGGAACCGACCGCCCUGGCCUGGAAACCACUGCAACGAGCUCGUCGAUGACCUCGGUUACGCGCUUGGGCCCGACGACCUCGAACGAGGAGGGCAAGAUUCUGUAUCCUUUCAAGGUCAAGCAUUUGGGCCACGAGAUCUACACGCUCUAUGCUGCGACUCUCCAGAGCCGGCAGGACUGGGUCAACAAGAUCAUCGAGGCGAAGACCAGGCACGCCAAAGCGCUAUACACUCAAAAUGCGGAACCGUUCCGUCUCCGUGUUGUGGCUGAUAGCGCUUUUGCGUACGAUUCAGUCUCGGCGAUUGGCAAGACUCCUGCGGUGUCGAUUCGGGGCACUCCCCUGGACAGGGCCAUUCGAGAGAUGGAGCAGGUCUACGGUCCCGGGCGAGGCCCGGCACCUGUUUGUCGAGCUUCCGUCAACUGUGCUACUGCUUUCACUGCUUUUGGCAAGUCCAUUAUCGCUAUUGGUACCGACUAUGGUGUGUACAUCUCGGAGGCUUCGGACCCCCGAGGAUGGACAAGGUCGGUCCAAAUCAAUCGUGUGACCCAGAUAGCGGUUUUGGAAGAGUUUUCUGUUUGCUUGAUCCUGGCAGACAAGUCUUUGAUCUCUUACCCAUUGGACGUCGUUGCGCCCGUUUCCAACUACCCAGCCCCGGCGCAUGACAACUCGCGGAAAGCGCCGCAGAGACUGGCCAAGGACGUUUCCUUCUUUGCCACUGCGAGGAUGAAGGAUAGGAUGCUGCUGUUUUACAAGCGGAAAGAGGGACUGCACAACACGUUCAAGGUGUUGGAACCAGUCUACCAGAAAGCAACCGAGAAGAAGUCGAGGCUGUUUGGAAGUCGAAAGGGAGGCUCCGGUAAUACCGAAUCCUUCCGCGACUAUGACGAAUUCUACCUGCCGGUGGACUGCUACUCGAUCAAUCUGUUCCAGUCGUAUAUCGCCGUGUCCACGGCGAAGGGCAUAGAGAUGUUGACUCUGGACAAGAAGCAGACCAUGUCGGUGCCACGCGACCUGACCAUGCCGGCUGCCGCUAGCAUCGCAGCCCGGCUACGCGAACAGAAGCCGUUGGGCAUGUUCCGGCUUAACGAGCAGGAGUUCCUGCUGGCCCACGAGGACUGCACCGUCUACGUCAACAAGCACGGCGAGGUGUCGCGGACCCUGAUCAUGGAGUACUCGGGCAAGCAGAAGAAGGCCAGGGCCGCGACCAUGUUUGGCCAGUACCUGCUGCUCUUCAACGAGGACUACGUCGAGGUGCGCGACGCCGACAACGGGCGCCUGAGGCAGAUCAUCGCCGGGCGCGACGUCAGGUGUCUGGACUACGGGUUCAGGGGGCCGACGGGGACCAACGUCUCCACUGCCUCCAUGGCCAACGGCGGGGCCGCCCACUUGCCCGAGGGCGUGGGGCAGGACUCCAAGGGCACUGUCAAGAUCUGCAUGGCGCAUCCCGAGGUGCCCGGUGCGCAGAUCGUGUUGGAGCUGUUGUUGAACGAGGGCCAUUUACAGAAAGGCCGAUGA
Messenger RNA from Thyridium curvatum, 5214 nucleotides. RefSeq lists its product as uncharacterized. Gene Ontology annotation, molecular function: guanyl-nucleotide exchange factor activity. Bases 1 to 5214 code for a protein of 1737 amino acids. The transcript has 3 exons. The record is from RefSeq and is a predicted model, not a curated record. NCBI's taxonomy places the organism in Eukaryota, Fungi, Ascomycota, Sordariomycetes, Thyridiales, Thyridiaceae.